GCGCGCGUUUUUACUUAACUAUAUUGAUUUGCAUUAUACUAAUGGUUAAUAUUUUCCCGUGGACUAAUUAAAUAUGGAGUGCAUCGAGAUAGAACACUAAGAGACGAAUACUUUGAUAUGCAAGUCACAGUAUUACAUUUUUCAAAAAUGGCACUUACAACAAUAUAAAUAAAGCAAUUAAAAGUAAAAUUAUCAAAAUAUAUUGUAACUGAAACAAAAAAAAAAUGAUAAGGACAUAUAGUACUUCACCAAAAAUACCACAAAAAGUCUUUUAUCUUCGAAUUUACGAUUAUAAACUUUUGCAUUCCUGACUUCUUCAAAAAUCGAUUUAAGUCUAUUGUUUUACUAUACAACCGUUCGUGUCUAUAAAUAGAAAUAUCGUAUUUUAACUUGCACACAGUUACAGGUGGUUUAUGUUUUAAUAUAACUUAUUUAUUACCUCUUUGGGAUUAUUAGAGACAUGGAAAAGGAUUAUGAAAACGAUUGUGUGAUCGAACUAAACGUUGGAGGAAAGUUAAUGAGCACAUUGAGAAGUACAAUCACGAAGGAGGCAGACAGUCUGCUGGCCAACAUGAUAAAGGGAAAUGCCCCAGUUGCACAAGAUAGCACUGGAAGAUACUUUCUUGACUGUGACCCCAAUAUAUUUGGUCACGUGUUAGAGUUCCUGCGGUUUGGACUCCUUCCCCCGCAUGAUAAAGUAAUACAUGUGUACGAAUAUGCAAAACACUUCGGUAUUACGAAACUGGUGGAUGUGAUGGAACAAUUUAAGACUGUGCAAUAUAAAAAGAAAGCUGAUGAAGCAAAGAGUAAACUGGAUCUAGAAAAGUAUAAUACAUUGAAACAGAAUAUUGUAACUAAGCUAGCUGGCUUACGUAAGUAUAAGGAUAAAUGUAUCUGCAUAGUAACAAGGGCACACUCUGCAAAUGCCAUUCCCGCUUGUUCGUCCAUGCGUAGGCAAACAAUCGGACAUCAAAGAAACGGAUUAAAUGGAGGUUCGUUUCCAAUUAAAGCCGACGUUUUGUAUCAUAUAGAAACAGAGAUCUCUAUAAUUAUAGAUGAAAACUUACUGACAGCCAUCAGGGAAGAUUUAUUUCAGCUUGGUUAUGGCAAAGUUAGAUAUUGGCAUUAUGAAGGAUUGUGCAAUGGUUCGUACCAUCAACACCUCUAUAUUUUGCUUAGCAAGAGACAUGAAGACAAUAAGAUAGAUUCUUUUCUGUGGGAAAAUGUUUGAAAGACUGUAUUCGGACAUGUGGACUUUUUGUAUCAUAUGAAUGAUGAGGAAAUUGUGUUUUUGACUAGGUAUAGUAUUUGUGUUACUGAAAGGGAGGAUAAAAUGAUCUAAACCCGGUCCGGUUGAAGAUUGUUCUUACAUUGAUUAAGUACUUAAUACAGCCAGGCAAUUAUUUCGAUGGAUAUAAAAGACAUUGUAACUGAAAAUAAGAUUAUAUCUAAGACUAUACAUGGUAGAACACGGACUGAGAAUUAUUGUUACGGACGUUUUAGUUCAAAAAGCAGGUUUUUGACUCGAAAACUAUGAUACAACUGUACGAUGUAUUAAUGAUAACCAUACAAACUUUAAAUGGUGUCUGAAAGUAUAUAGUAGUUACAUAGAGAUAAGGAAAUAUCAAACAAUGAAUUGAAAAAUAAUCUGUUCAUAUCUGUGUGAUAUUCUCUUGACUUUAGAUACAGCUAGUUCGCUUACUAUAUUUAUCACAUAAUGCAGGUAAAAAAUAACUCACAUUUCAAAGAAAAGUUGGAACCGGUGAAAAUAUAGACAUGAGGACAAACAUAUAUGAAAUUGACUAUAAUUAUUACAGUUCUACUUUACGAAAAUACCUAUAUUUAUGGCAAAUAAACUAACUAUAUAACAUAGCACCACAAAAAUCAUACAUUACACGCUUAAAAUUGAAUCUUAAUAUACUAAAAUAUAUACCAAUGUAUAUCUGAAUGUUUUGUUUUCUGUUCAUUGAUUUAUUCAGAAUUAUCAUAUAGCUCGUUAAUUCUCGGGUAAAAAUAUCUGCGGUUUUGUCCUAUUUUUUUUCUUUAUUUCUGCGACCUUCGAGAAAAGCAGGAAAUAAUUUUUGCGGUUUUCAUAAAUCGAAAGUAAAUUCAGCGCAUGGGAAAUACUGUCGCAAACGAAUUCACUUUCAUGUGGGGUAGGUGAUCUAUGAAUGUGCACAUCGCAAACUUUUUAUCAAAAUGUUUGUGACAGCCUUAAGUUUCCAAAACCAGUUGAUGCCAGAAUCAAAGUGGUGGGCAAAGUGCUCAAAUUCAAGAUGGCCGCCAAUAUGGCCGCCGAAAAUUAAAAAGUAUACUAUACAAACUAACUUGACAAUAUAUUUCAAAUUUAUAGGCAUGGUCCUAAUUUUAUACAAGUUUCUGUUGCAGAAUAGAUUAAAAUAUAGUAUAUUUUAUCUUAAAGUAAAUUGAAAUAUAUUCUUACAAAAUAUAGGGGAUACUGCAUGCCUAAUUAUAAGAAAAAAUACUGUUUCCUUUAAUAAUUCUAUAACUUUUAAUUGCUUAAUUUUAUUUUUCAAAUUCUGUGCUUUAUUAUGUUCAGAUAUUUCAUAAACUAUAUCAUCAGUAUUUUACAUGACAGUUUUUAAUUAAUUUAUUAUCGAUUAAUCCAACAAUCAAGGGCUAAGUAAACAGCUAAGUGGGUGGGGUAAAUCUACGUACACUAAUAUAAGAUUAUAGUGUAAUACAAUAAAAUUCAUGUUAAGUAAAAGUGCAUAUUUUUUAAUGUCCAAACUGUUUCUUUUGGACAGAACAAUCACGUAAAAAAGAAUUAUUACAUGAUUAAAUUUGAUAUAUACCGACAUUAGUAAAACUAAGUUAAAUAAUGGGCGUGGUUAAUCUGCAAAUGAUGAAAAUAUAUUAUUUUCACAUUAUGACAAGGUUCGAUGUUUAAGUAAACAGAUUUGUCUUAACUCUUUCUAUAAAGUAAUUAAAACAGAAAUGUUCAUUCGAAAAUUAAAACCAUAUUUUAUACAAAAUUUUGUAGCAAUUACAUAAGAUACUGAUUGAAUUACUAAGGUCAUUUUCUUGUAAAAAGAGAAUGUAAAAAAUGAUUCAAAUACAACAUACGUAAUAAUGUUUUCGACAUUUUAAGAUUACGUGUAAGCUUGUGAGAUAGUAUAACAUCAGUAAAAGAUAAAAUACUGCUCUGCAAUAACAUUUUUAUAAAAUAUGAAUGAAUAUCCUUUAGAAUGUUAAUUCUAAAUUAAAAACCAACAUACAUUGAACAAAUGUUGAUUGAUACAAAAUGGCAAAAUUUUAUUUAAAUAAUCUAAGUCACUAGCAUACAUGAUGUGUAUUUUGUGUACAUGUUUACACAUUUCAGUUCCUUAUCUCCUGUACACCGGAAAAAACAAACUUUUUAUUUGUUAUUUUAGGAAACAUCUUUCUAUAUAUUAUACUGCUAUAAUUACCCCAUACUAUAAAAGUAUGAGGAAAUUAUAGCAGUACAAAAUGUAGAAAAGCCUUAGAUUGAAAAAGGACAUUGAGAACAUAUGUAAGAGGCUAUCUGGAAACUUAUUAAUUGGGUAUCUUUGUAUUCGUCAAAUACACACAAUCAUGCAUUAUAUGUGUUUGCUAUUUAAAGUAUACUUGUAAAACAUCAGUUGUUUCUGUAGAAAUACAUGUACUGCGCUCUGCAGUACAUGUAUUUCUAUAUUAACAAGUUGCAACAUGUCCAGAACACGCCAUCCCUAAGACGCCCCGUCACAAUCAUAUAACACCGAUUCCGAAGGAGUUCCAUUCGUUGCCAGUGAAAUACAGGGAGCAGUACAAAGUUCUGACCCACACCUUUAAGGCUUUACACAAUCAAUCCCCUGAUAUGAUAGAAGUGUAUAAACCUAAGAUCACAAGACACGCUGUCACUAGUUAUGCCAAAAACUAAAACCAUGAUGUAUGGCAAUCGCACCUUUUCAUUCACUGCUAGUCAAGAUCAGGGAAGCUCACGCUCUAGCUGUUUUCAAAAGCCUGCUUAACACCUUCUUUUUACAACAUUUCGUUAGCUGAGCGAUACUUAUUUUUCUUUCCAUAAAACAACGUAGAACAGUAUUUUAUUCUAGGGUAAUUUAGAUACUUUUAAAUAUGUAUAUAUGUUUGCCUUGUUUUAUCUGUAUGUUUUAAAUACACGAUUGAAAAAUAAAUAAGUAAAAUGAGAA
This is a messenger RNA of Mercenaria mercenaria, 4172 nucleotides long. Its product is annotated as BTB/POZ domain-containing protein KCTD7-like. Lineage: Eukaryota; Metazoa; Mollusca; Bivalvia; Venerida; Veneridae. Gene Ontology annotation, biological process: protein homooligomerization. The coding region runs from base 461 to 1231 and encodes 256 amino acids. Gene Ontology annotation, molecular function: protein binding. The record is from RefSeq and is a predicted model, not a curated record. The transcript has 2 exons.